This is a messenger RNA of Xyrauchen texanus (razorback sucker), 2439 nucleotides long. RefSeq names its product nucleoporin p54-like. The transcript is spliced from 15 exons. Gene Ontology annotation, molecular function: structural constituent of nuclear pore. Gene Ontology annotation, biological process: nuclear pore organization; protein localization to nuclear inner membrane; NLS-bearing protein import into nucleus. Gene Ontology annotation, cellular component: nuclear pore; nuclear pore central transport channel. Bases 59 to 1720 code for a protein of 553 amino acids. Lineage: Eukaryota; Metazoa; Chordata; Actinopteri; Cypriniformes; Catostomidae. The record is from RefSeq and is a predicted model, not a curated record.
GAACCAGUUUCUAGACGCUGUUUCCGACCGGACGCUUCAUCCGGGUGGGACCGGAAACAUGGCUUUCAACUUUGGCGGCGCGUCUGGCACUGCGAGCACUCCAGGCUUCUCAUUUAAAACACCUUCAUCCAACUCAUUUGGUUUCGGUGCUUCAACAACAACCACUGCAAACAAUUCAACAGGAUUCGGUCUUUCUGGCACUGGGUUUGGAGCCACAACCACAACAGCACCAUCCACAGGAUUUGGAUUUGGAUCAAGUACCACUGGUGCGUUUGGAGGUUUCGGCUCCACAUCAACCUCUGCCAAUGCUGGAACAACCUUCAGUUUCUCCACACCAUCAAACACAGGUGGCAGUCUCUUUGGAAACACUCAGAAUAAAGGCUUUGGCUUCUCAUCUGGUCUGGGUUCGAGCACCGCACCAGGAACCGGCUUUGGCAGCAGUCUGGGUGGAACUGGAAUGAACUUUGGAGGGUUUGGUGGAAUCCAGCCCACCCAGAACCAACAGGGCGGUCUGUUUAACCAGCAGGGCUCUCAGUCCAGUCAGCUGAUCAACACGGCGAGCGCUCUGUCGGCUCCAUCUGUUCUGGGCGAUGAGCGCGACUCUAUUCUGGCCAAGUGGAAUCAGCUGCAGGCAUUCUGGGGGACGGGGAAAGGAUACUUCAACAGCAGCACACCUCCAGUGGAGUUCAGUCUGGAGAACCCCUUCUGCCGCUUCAAGUCGGUGGGCUACAGCUGUGUUCCUGCAGUGAGGGAUGAGGACGGGUUAGUGGCUUUGGCUCUCAAUAAGAAGGAAGUUGACGUUCGUUCUCAACAGCAGCAGCUCGUCGAAUCUUUACAUAAAAUCCUUGGAGGAAAUCAAACUCUCACUGUAAAUGUGGAGGGAGUGCGAGCGUUACCGGAUGACCAGACGGAGGUGAUUGUAUAUCUGGUUGAGCGGUCUCCUAACGGCACGUCCAAGCGUGUUCCAGCGUCCACUCUGUUUAAUUUCAUGGAGCAGAUGAACGUUAAAUCUCAACUCCAGCAGCUCAGCGUCUUCAUGACUGUCAGUAGAACUUCACUGACACCAGCACAACUCAAACAACUGCUUCACAACCCACCCGCAGGUGUGGACCCCAUCAUCUGGGAACAGGCCAGAGUGGACAAUCCCGACCCAGACAAGUUGAUUCCGGUGCCAAUGGUGGGAUUUAAAGAGUUACUGCGACGGCUAAAGAUUCAAGACCAGAUGAAUAAACAACACCAGACCAGAGUCGAUAUCAUCUCGAAUGACAUCAGCGAGCUGCAGAGGAAUCAGGCCACGACAGCCGCCAAAAUCACACAGUACAAACGCAAACUCAUGGAGCAAUCGCACAGAGUCCUGCAGGUGUUGAUUAAACAGGAAGUUCAGAGGAAGAGCGGAUACGCCAUUCAGUUGGAUGAGGAGCAUCUGCGAGUGCAGCUGGAAACCAUCCAAUCAGAGCUCAACGCUCCCACACAGUUCAAGGGUCGUCUGAAUGAAUUGAUGUCUCAGAUUCGGAUGCAGAAUCAUUUUGGAGCCGUUCGUUCAGAAGAGCGUUACCGUGUCGACGCUGAUCUGCUGAGAGAAAUCAAACAGCAUCUGAAGCAGCAGCAGGAGGGUUUGAGUCACCUGAUCAGCGUCAUUAAAGAUGAUGUGGAUGAUAUCAAGAUGAUUGAAGAUGGAUUACAAGACAGUAUACACACACGCAGCAGCAAACACAGCUGACAACACACACACACUUCAACACUCUCGUAACACACACACACACACACACACACUUCAACACUCUCGUAACACACACACACACUUCAACACUCUCGUAACACACACACACACUUCAACACUCUCGUAACACACACACACACACACUUCAACACUCUCGUAACACACACACAUACUUCAACACUCUCGUAACACACACACACACUUCAACACUCUCGUAACACACACACACACACACACACUUCAACACUCUCGUAACACACACACACACUUCAACACUCUCGUAACACACACACACACUUCAACACUCUCGUAACACACACACACACACACUUCAACACUCUCGUAACACACACACACACACACUUCAACUCUCUCGUAACACACAUACACAUACUUCAACACUCUCGUAACACACACACACACUUCAACACUCUCGUAACACACACACACACUUCAACACUCUCGUAACACACACACACACUUCAACACUCUCGUAACACACACACACACACACUUCAACACUCUCGUAACACACACACACACUUCAACACUCUCGUAACACACACACACACUUCAACACUCUCGUACACACACACACACACACACACACACUUCAACACUCUCGUAACACACACACACACUUCAACACUCUCGUAACACACACACACACUUCAACACUCUCGUAACACACACACACACUUCAACACUCUCGUAACACA